Molecule: messenger RNA, 1257 nt
Organism: Neurospora tetrasperma FGSC 2508
Lineage: Eukaryota; Fungi; Ascomycota; Sordariomycetes; Sordariales; Sordariaceae
Exons: 3
Coding region: 312-1106 (264 amino acids)
Cellular component (GO): mitochondrion
Source: RefSeq, a predicted model, not a curated record
CUUCUCCUGCUGCCCCUUUGAGCCUUUGGAGAUACUUGUCGUAGUUCUCGAUCGAUUACGCGUUCGUCUUUCUACCGCGGAAACAGGCACGGCUAGGUCAACCAUCUCGAAUUCGAUCAAGCACCAGCUUGUUGGCGACGGCGUCUACCCGCAUCCAUAAUCCUUAGACUCCCCUCAGUGAGACUAGCAUUGUACGAAGCGAUCCCUCGAAGCUCAAGAAGCUUGAGACUUGGAGCUUGGGCCACCUUGCGACGUUUCUGCGACCGACCACGACCGACCGAUUCCUGCCACGUACCGUUUAGAUCAUCAUCAUGUUGAGGACAGGGUACGGAGCUGCCGAGACCCUCCUUAGAGGAGGCGCCAUCUUCCGGGGGGUUUCUAGGGACACCACAGUGGCUCGGACAUGGGCGCAGCAUAUCUCUACCAAGAGCGCAGCGACACCACGGUUCCAGUACGCGAGCUUGUCGGCCAGAAUCAGACAGGCAUCGAGAGCCGGGCAGCCCAAGCAGUUUACCACGUCGUCAAGACGCCCAUUCCAGUCGUCGAGGUCGCGCCGGUCUGACAAGUCGUCGGAGAACGAGGGAGCCAAGGAGAAGGCCAGGGCCAAGGAGAAGGAGCCCGAGCCGACCGGAUUUAGCGCCAAGAUGAAGAAGCUGUCCAAGGAGUACGGCUGGACUGCUGUCGGAGUCUAUCUCGCUCUCAGCGUGCUAGACUUCCCUUUCUGCUUCCUGCUCGUGCGCACCGUCGGCACCGAGAAGAUUGCCCACAUCGAGCAUGUCGUGGUGUCGUGGUUCCAAACAGUCAUCCCCCAGAACGUCCAAGACUUCUGGCACAAGUAUCGGACGGCUUACAAGGAUAACAAGCGGGAACGCACUGGCGAGGAGCCUGAGGUCGGAUGGGGUGUUGAGGCCGCUGAGGAGCGGAGCAAGCAAGCUGGAGCCAGCUUGGCCACCCAGCUUGCUCUGGCGUACGCAAUCCACAAGAGCUUCAUUUUUAUCAGAGUCCCUCUGACGGCUGCUAUCCUUCCCAAGGUCGUCAAGGUUCUCAGGUCUUGGGGCUACCAGAUCGGCACAAAGAAGGUGAAGACCGUUGUCAAGAAGCCUUGAAAAAAAAAGUGCUUACCUUGCCUUGGAUACCCUGUUUCAACUUCUCAAUCUUUCCUUCAUGUUCAUCUUUCAGUUGUAUAUCCCUUGUUUGGAGGCUGGCGUUCCGUAGGUGGUGGUUGCAUUGCACAUAAAUAAGAAUCCCCUUUCUCAU